Messenger RNA from Durio zibethinus, 1045 nucleotides. Its product is annotated as pathogenesis-related thaumatin-like protein 3.5. NCBI's taxonomy places the organism in Eukaryota, Viridiplantae, Streptophyta, Magnoliopsida, Malvales, Malvaceae. The record is from RefSeq and is a predicted model, not a curated record.
CAUUGACCCAUGUUUCCUAGUGUCUUGAUCCUUAUUUUCCUUGCAUUGCUCUUUGGCAGCUCUCAUUCUUGCACUUUCACAAUAUCAAACAACUGCCCUUACACAAUAUGGCCUGGAACACUUGCUGGUUCAGGGACUCCACAGCUUCCAACAACAGGGUUCCAGUUGGAUUCAGGCCAAAGUGUUAGAAUCCCAACGGUUCCGGGGUGGUCAGGUCGGAUUUGGGGCAGGACAGGUUGCUCGUUUGAUGCGUUAGGAGUUGGGUCUUGUCAGACUGGUGAUUGUGGGGGAAGGCUAGAAUGUGAUGGCAAUGGUGCUGCUCCACCUGCAUCUCUUUUUGAAAUAACUCUUGGUGCUGGAAACGACCAAGAUUUCUAUGAUGUUAGCAUUGUAGAUGGCUACAAUUUGCCUCUUGUUGCUGCACCUCGUGGAGUUUAUGGUUCAUGUAAUGCCACCGGCUGCGCUUCAGAUAUCAAUAUGGGUUGCCCUAAAGAACUUCAAGUGGUGGGAGGAGACGGAGAGGGGGGAGGGCAAGUAGUUGCAUGCAAAAGCGCAUGCGAAGCAUUUGGGCUUGACCAAUAUUGCUGCAGUGGGGAAUUUGCUAACCCAACAACAUGCAGGCCUUCCUUCUAUUCAUCUAUUUUCAAGCGGGCUUGCCCCAGGGCUUACAGCUAUGCUUUUGAUGAUGGUACUAGCACUUUCACUUGCAAGGCCUAUGACUAUGUCAUCAUUUUCUGCCCUAAUUCUCUAAGGGCAAAUAGAUCAGAUUCAUUCGAUGAUGGGACUGAGGGGAAGGUUGUGCAGAUAGUUUCCUCAUCAAAUAUACUCUUACCCCUUCCAAUGCUGAUCUUUCUUCUUGCUGUCAAUAUGUUGUUCUGAACAUGAUAUCUAUAGGCUUUAUUGCCAUUUGCUGCUGUUAGAUUCUCCUUAGGCAUAAUCCCAUGCAUACCUUUUAUGGGUUAGAGAGCAGGAAAAUAGUUGAAGCACUCAUUUGCAAAGCAUUGAAGGUUGAGAAAUUUACCAGGGAAUCUUCAGCCAAUGCAAC